This is a messenger RNA of Myotis brandtii (Brandt's bat), 859 nucleotides long. Its product is annotated as zinc fingers and homeoboxes protein 1, isoform 2-like. The record is from RefSeq and is a predicted model, not a curated record. Gene Ontology annotation, molecular function: protein binding. The transcript is spliced from 4 exons. Lineage: Eukaryota; Metazoa; Chordata; Mammalia; Chiroptera; Vespertilionidae. The coding region runs from base 279 to 584 and encodes 101 amino acids.
ACAUCAAUGAUGGGAGAGAAUCAUUGGUGGUGCCUCCUGCACGCCCCGCCCCGCCCCGCGGUGGGAUCAGCCCAGGAGCGGGCAGGUGCCCUGACCAGGAGGGGAACCUGACCUCCUGUUCAUCGGUCAGCGCCCAACCACGGAGCCGCUGACUUCCCUUUCCAACCCCAAAUGUUCGUCUGUGACUCCCUCCACCACCGCCCGCCCCUUUUAGCUUCUGUUAAAACCCAGAACACCGGCCAGUGUCCCAUAAAGCUCUUUGCGACCCUGAAUGCUAAAUGAUUGCCUGGCAGUGGGCGCGUCACUGGAUGCCUUUCAGAGUUGAGAGGAUCCUAUUGUUGUGGUUUUAUGGGGAAACGGAGAGCAGUGAUGAUGUGGAAGCUCUAACCAUCAGGAAAUUCCGAGGGGACCUGGCCUACAGACGGCAGGAGUAUCAGAAAGCACUGCAGGAAUAUUCCAGUAUCUCUGAGAAAUUACCACCUACAAAUGUCGCCAUGAAAAGGGAUGUCCAGGAAGGCCAGGCUCGGUGUCUGGCUCACCUGGGAAGGCAUGCAGAAGCACUGGCGAUUGCGACGAACUUGUGAUUGUGGGCUAAUUGGAUGCAUAUUGUUGCAAGAACCUAUUUCUUAACAAUUUAAACAUCUCAUAGUGGUGUGUGAUGAACUGUGUAAAGAAUUGCUUUCUGACAGUAAAGGACUCUCUUUCUCAUUUAUGUUCUCCCCCGAUAUGUCAAUCCCACAUGUGCCUCGUUCCGGGGUUCGUGCUGAGGCGACAGAUAGGACGUCUAACCCCUGCACAUACAUUGCUCAUCAGGAGUCCAGUGGGAGAACCCUAAGCCAGCUAACGUGUCAGCUCUUCU